Paramecium tetraurelia is the source of this 2079-nucleotide messenger RNA. RefSeq lists its product as uncharacterized. Lineage: Eukaryota; Ciliophora; Oligohymenophorea; Peniculida; Parameciidae. The record is from RefSeq and is a predicted model, not a curated record. The transcript is spliced from 3 exons.
AUGAAACCGCAUAAAAAAAAUGUAUUAAUUCGUUCGAGUGUUCCUUCUCCCUCCAACUUCGAUUCGAAACCCUCAACCUAAAUUCCUCGAUAGCGAUCUGUCAAUUAAUUCGAAGAAGCUGAUCCCACCUCAAAAGAUAGAAAAGUCAUUAAGAUGAGGAAUGUUGUAGACUUAGGAGAUGCAACCGAGUCUAUUCACAAACCGUCCUCUAAACGAAUGAGGAGAUAGAGUAAGGAUGAAUAGGAUUAACUGCUUGAAUAAUUAGAUCAAUGGCAUGAAUAGAUAGUUUCCAAGAAAAAAGCAUUUGCAUUUGAACAAGUCAAGUAGAAUGACAAUAAAUUAAUGGAGAACGAAUUCGCUAAUGAUGGAGGACCUUAAAUUAAUCAAGCCAUUAUCAAUUCUAUUCUCAAACCCCAAGAAAAAUAAUAAUUGAAGAACCUAUCAUAAGAAGAAGAGUAGAACUCAAAUGUUUAAGUGAAAUUUUAAUUGUUGAGAUCAAACAAGGAAUCUAAUAACCCUGUUAUGAAAACUUUAGAUUAAGUUAGGAUAGAAAUGAAUAAACAUAUUUUAAACUCAUUGCUAUUAUAAAAAGUAACUAAGAAGUUGGACGACUUAUAAAUUAAUAGGAAGGCUAAAUCUAAUUGGAAUCAUUAACAAAUGGAUUAAGAAACAGCCUAAGUUGUAAGAGAUUAAUCACAAGCCAUCAAAACCUCAACACUAAAUAAUUUUAAAGGAUUAACUGAAUAUUUUAGUAAUCCUGCUUAAUACAUCGAUUAUGAUAUAGUCUUAUCCAAGGCAAAAUAUUACAGCAAUCGACCACCAAGUUAGUUUUAAGAGAAUAUAGUGAUGACAGGAUAAUAAUCAUCAUCUUCUGCAAAAUAACUGAUGGAAUCAUUUUAAUAGUUUUAAGUUUAAAUCAAGGAAAACAAAUAAACCUUAUAUCAAAUGAGAUUAGAUAAUAAUCAACUCGUGUAAUAGACAGCGAAAAAAGAAGAAGAAAUAAGUGAGAUUAGGAGGAAAUAUUAUGGAAAAGAAGAAAAAGUGAGAUUAGGGUAUGUUCCUGAUUAAGAAGGCAAAAAGAAGAAUAUGAUGGAAAUUAUUGAGAAAAUUCGAUAAUAGAGAGACUUAGAAAUUAGAAAUAUACAAAAAUUCAUAUCAUAAAUCAAAGAUGAAAUGCAUAGAAAUACUGAUAGACAGGAAGUAAUUCAAAAGGACCUAGAUGAAUUAAGAUAAAAAAAGAGAAGAUGUAAAAUGCUAUUAAAGGAUAUAUUCUUAAAACAACUUUAAGAGGCAAAUGAAUAAUUGAUGCCUGAAGGAUUGGUCCAAAUAAUUAAAUAAAUGAAAAAAAUCAAUGAAAAUGCUAAGGUUGAGUAAUUUCCAAGAUACUUAGAUGAUUCAUCAAGACAGUAUCUUCUCAAGGCUGCAUAGUUAGAAAUAGAAAUAGAAGAGGCUAGAUCCCAAUCUCAAAAGUUCAACCAUAAUCAUACUAGUUUGAGAAGUGCUCAAUCUUAAUAAUGUCUAUUUUAAACAUAACCUGUAAGUGUGUCUUAAUUGAAGAGUCAAGUGAAGACCAUGCUUAAAAGAAGCAAGGUUUCUAUAAAAAAACCAGUGUUUGUUUAAGGCAUAGAUCCUCUGAAUCCUUAAUCCUUCGCUCAUGUGAUCAAAUGGGAGAAUCAAGAAUUAGAAUCUGCUAAUUUGUAAGACAAAGAGGAGAUUCAAAUUAAAUUAUGCAAUAUGCCUAGUGAAAAUAAUCUAAUUAUUAAAGAUUAUAAUCAAAAAUUAGUGUAAUAUUAGUAAUAGCUUGAACAGAUCUAGAAGGAAGAGUAGGAAAGAAUACUAAAAUUAUAUUAAAAUAAGAGACAUCUAUCAGACGUUCAGGAAUUGAAAUUAGUAUUGUAUUCGUUAUUUGGAUAAGUGAUCGGAGAUUAAAUUUGGUAUGAGUUUGUUAUUGAAUGGACAGAGUAAAAAUCUUUAAAUCCUCAAUAAAUUUUAAAAAAAGAAACAGAAUCGAAAUAAAAUGAAAAAGGAAUGAGUUAAAAGGAUGGCUAACACAUAUCGUAAAUUAUAAUAAAGUAAUGA